Messenger RNA from Lingula anatina, 919 nucleotides. RefSeq names its product low affinity immunoglobulin epsilon Fc receptor. NCBI's taxonomy places the organism in Eukaryota, Metazoa, Brachiopoda, Lingulata, Lingulida, Lingulidae. The record is from RefSeq and is a predicted model, not a curated record.
GAAACUUGCUGAAGGACAAGGACCUCGAAAGAGACGCAUUUGAAGAUGUCGAGUUCGCUCCGGCUGCUGUUCGUUUUCCUGUUGGUUACACUUGGUUGCGCACUUGGAAAUGACCAGCUCUCGUACUUCAACCAGAAAAUCAAGAACUUUCAAAGGUCCCUUCUGAGGAGAUGCCCAUCUCUGGUGAGAACUUUUAACUGCGGCUAGCUGUACACGGGGUCACAGGCAUUAAUCGGUCGACGAAAGCGAGCUAACGCUGACGCUGAGAGCGUGCAGGUGAAGUUUGCUCGUGCCACUGCGAAUUACCUGGAAACUUUGACCGGUAUCUGCGAUGAAGUGCCAAAACCGUGCCCACAAGGGUUCCAGCAAUUUGGGAGAUCCUGCUAUUACUUCAAGUCCGUUGUUGGAUCCGCGCUUUCAUGGGACCAGGCUAGAACCAAGUGUCAAUCAAUGUCAGCUGACCUAGUCUCCAUAGAAACCAAAGAGGAGCAUGAAUUCAUUAAGAAAAACCUGAAGCCAAUCACCACCCCAAACAUAUUCCAUGGUUGGUAUGUUGGGGGCAAGAGACGUACGGUAGACCCAGCCACCGGGAGACCUUGGACCGCCGCUCAGAACGCUAACAAGGCCGAGCUGAAGAAGCAGUACUACUGGGUGGCCACGGGCAAGACCAUGGCCUAUGACGGCUGGGAUAAGUCCAAGGCUGCUAUACCAAAUACACAACCAUCUGACGGCGAUACCUGUGUCCUUCUAUGGGCCGGGAGACGGGACUUCUUGGACUAUGAAUUUGACGACUAUCUCUGCGCUUCAGAUUAUUAUAAAGAUAUUGGCUACAUCUGUGAAAAGGCUAACUAGUUACUUUGUACUUGAUUUGAUGAGCGUGGAAAGAAAUCCCAGCAAUAAAAUUAUCAUGCAAAAUUAA